AUGCCUGCCGUGAGACAAAAGACAACUGGUGGCAAAGUUUUUUACUGCCCCAUUCACAAAUGCAAAUUUUCAGCGAAAUCAUCGUCGAACUUGAAGAUUCACCUGAAUCGACACUAUAAUCUGAAACCCUACGUCUGUAAAGAUAGACAUGAUUGUGGUUUUGCCAGUGCCGACCCAGCCGCCCUCCUUAAGCAUCGCGUGGCGUUUCACCAAUAUGUUACGAAGUCUUGGCCAACAAACCAGAAGGCACAGAAAAGACCCGCUCCCUAUUCCAAGCUUUCGUCGAGAGCCCGAGUCAAAAUUGUGAAGCCACAAACCAAGAACGACAUCGAAUCUGUUUCGCAGGUGUUUCUCACUGCUACACCUCCUUCCACUGCCACCGUCGAUCUCCAAGGAUGUGGCGUUGUCGACGUCGAUGCCUGUAGUAAAACCUUUGCCCAUGCGUACAACCUCCGAAGCAACCCACACCCAUACGCAAAGGAACUCCUACCGGCCCUUCGUUCUUGCCAUCCACUCGAAGACCACACGACAUCGCCAGUAGCUAUGCCUUCCAACGCCCAGCCUUCGAUUCCGACAUUUCCUCCCGUCAACUUUCCUCAAGAAAAUGUGCCACCUGCAGAACUAUCCUCGCCGGAACCCAGUCCAAUGCUUGAGCUGCUUCUGCGAACGAUCGAUUCUGUGGAAUUCGACAACAGCAUGACCGCGAAUUUCGCUACGGAUGGGGGAAUAUCCCCUGCAAGCCUGCCGCCCAUCCAUGUAGCCCCUCUGACUACGCAGUGGCGCGGAAAUGCUAGCGCUUAUGCUGAGAACGUCGUUUCAUUUUCGCCUCAGCCCAAGACACGAUUGACAGACUUCUCUACCUGCCAAAAUGUCAGCGCACCCUCCGUCGACCUGGAUGCAGCCCUCUCCACGUUCCUUGAUUCGCUGGAGUUGGAGUCCGAAUCCCCAGCAUCGUACCAAGUCCCUUCCCCGAGCGUUCUCUCAGACUACUUCAACUCAGCAUCGUACCAGUCCUCCGACUUUGGGGUAUCAACCUUCGAAUUUGAAGCCUAG
Messenger RNA from Desarmillaria tabescens, 1053 nucleotides. RefSeq lists its product as uncharacterized. The transcript has 4 exons. The coding region runs from base 1 to 1053 and encodes 350 amino acids. The record is from RefSeq and is a predicted model, not a curated record. Lineage: Eukaryota; Fungi; Basidiomycota; Agaricomycetes; Agaricales; Physalacriaceae.